AUCAAAUUGAUUGUGAUAACCUACCAACAACUUGCCCAUUCUAUUCAUCGAAAACUAUCACAGAAUCAUUUGUUCAAGCCACAAAUGAAAAAAUGAAUCGUUACAAAAUAACAUGCGGGAUCAAGUGGAUAUGUUUAUUGGAUCCGAACCUCGUGUAUCAUGAGUAUUCAACAGAAAGUCAACACCAAACAGUUAUAUAAAAGUAUUUGUCCUUUGUCCUUUUUCAAGUUCUAUAUAUGAAGUGGCUCUGCAUCUCCCUCGGCACAACUUCAUAGGCCAUUUCUGUAUUCAGUUUUCCAUUCUCUGCCUACAGAAAUGACAAGCCGCGCCUCAAGCAAACUUGACGGCAAAGUAGCCAUCGUCACCGGUGGUGCGAGUGGCAUCGGUGAGGAGACAGUGCAUCGUUUGGCAACUCACGGCGCAUACGUCGUGAUUGCCGACAUCCAAGACGAAAAGGGCCGCGACCUUGCGGCGUCGAUUGGAUCCCACCAGAGCACCUACGUCCAUUGCGAUGUCACGGAUGAGCAACAGGUGAAGUCCUUGGUGGAAUCAACUCUUCUUCAAUCAAACGGUCGCCUAGACAUCUUGUUCAGCAAUGCAGGCAUAGUGAAUGACGUCAAACAAGACAUUCUCGAGUUCAACAUACCGGCUUUCGAAAGCCUUUUUGCCGUCAAUGUUAUGGGAAUGGCCGCCUGUGUCAAGCACGGGGCGCGCGCCAUGGUGGCGGGAGCCAUAAAGGGAAGCAUAAUUUGCACGGCAAGCAUCCGGGCCAGCACCGGAAACGAGAAUUACGUAGACUACGCAAUGUCUAAGCAUGCCGUGUUGGGUCUGGUGAGGUCGGCGAGCAAGCAACUUGGAGCAUACGGUAUACGCGUGAACUGUGUCUCACCCGGAGUAAUUGCAACACCGCUGCUCUGUCGAGUGUUAGGCGUGAGCGAGGAGGAAGGCGAGAGGAUGUAUGAGUCUAGUUCAUGCUUGAAAGGAGUGCUGAAAGCGAAGCAUGUGGCUGAUGCCGUGGUGUUCCUUGCUUCUGAAGAGGCCGAAUUCAUCAACGGACACAAUCUGGCGGUUGAUGGAGGAUGGGCAAGAUAGGGUCUCCUGUGGAGACUUCAAAUAAAAGUCUGCAGAAUGUCAACUUGCCUGAGCCUUAUUUGCUGCUGUAGCAAUGCUUUUAGUUUUUGGUGUGUGCGCAAUUGUGUGUACCUGUGUGUAAGAAGACUUUGGCGAGGGAUCAAGCGAAGGAGCAACAGAGAGGAGGAAGGGAAGUUCUAUUGAAUAGUUUAUGGGUGUUCCAAUAGUGAUUUGGAGCUAGAGCCAGAGUCAAGAGAGCCUCGUUCAGUUGGUAUUGGGCGUUUGUCCUGCCUGACUUCUAUUAAAAUCACCCGACAACAUUUCUUGCCUCACAAAAACUAUCCAUCUCUACUUUUAAUGAGAACAACUAUGAUUGUUGCAGCAUUUUGAUGGCGCAAGAUUUACAGGACACAGGUUGAGAAAACAUAUGCUCCGAAAGAAGGUGCAAGUGUUUUGGCAGAGUAACUACAAAAAGAUGCCGGAGCUCUUGGAGCGAAGACCACGGAAAAGGCAUCUUUCACUGUGAAGAUGGUGAUAGCCCUAAAGUACUUUUGAAGCGGAUGAUGAAAGUCUAUCAUGUUCUCUCUACCUUUUCAUCGAUGACCAAAUUAUGAUUCUGGAGGUUCCCAGAUCAUGUGCUGGGUUUGCUCAUGGAUCAGCGAAAUAUCUGCUUGGAACUAUGUACAUCCUGCUAUAUAUUAUUUAGUAAUAGAAUU
Messenger RNA from Syzygium oleosum, 1787 nucleotides. Its product is annotated as short-chain dehydrogenase reductase 3b-like. Gene Ontology annotation, molecular function: oxidoreductase activity. The coding region runs from base 316 to 1092 and encodes 258 amino acids. The transcript has a single exon. The record is from RefSeq and is a predicted model, not a curated record. NCBI's taxonomy places the organism in Eukaryota, Viridiplantae, Streptophyta, Magnoliopsida, Myrtales, Myrtaceae.